UAAAUUUAGCAGUGUUGUUUGUUGCCAUUAGUGGUGCAAUAGCUAGUCUGAAAAUCAGUUAUAAAAAUUUAAAGCCAUGCUGUCAUACCGGCAUUUUCCUGAAAAACUUCGUACAAGUCAUCAACUGUGAAAUGGAAGCACUCUUAAUCCCUCAAAUCCAUCCGUUUGGGCAUCAUCAAAGGGAUAGUGUUAAGAUGUGCUGCAGCCCAGUUUCUACAUUUGGCGAUGAUUUCACCCUAAUUCUCCGUCAAAAUACGCUGCCUCAGCAGAACAAAAUUAUUCCAGAAAAAUCAAAAGAAAUGCAGCCCCUCUCUGAGGAGGAAGAAACUAUUAAUUCGUACACAUUUAUAGAAGAUACUACCACAUCAAAUGAAAGGAAGGAAAAUCAAAGACUUGAGAAGGGCGAAAAGGUCGAAGUUCCAGGCACAGGCAGGAGAUAUAAGAAGUGUGAAAUUCCUGAUGAUAUUUUAGAAAAAUAUGGUACAAAAUCAUGCAAGAAAGCAAAGAAGAAGGAAAAAAUUGAGAAAAAGGGAAAGAGAUGGAAAUAUUUACCUAAUGAUGAAAUGGGAUUUAAAAUCUCACUCUUUCCUAGACCAGUGUGUGACAAUGUUAGUAUUGAUUAUGAUGCUGAGAAACUUUACUUAAAGAUUGAGAAUGAAUGUGAUGAAAUGGAGAACUUGACCCAAAAAUUUGAAGAAUUCCAAGAAAUGGAGGGUUGUAUGAGUGGAAAUAUGAAAUUAGAAAUCCGUGCUGAUCGUGACAGAAAAGUGGAGAAAGCACAUAAACAAGUGAAAACCAAGCAUUGUCUUAGUAUUCAGAACAAUAAUGGACGAAAACACCUAUACAUUCAUCACAAAGUUUACAAACUAAUGUCUAUGGAAAUAACAAUAAGCCUUAAUUGUAUGCCAAGCAGAAAGAAAGAGAAGAUAACCUUAAGAAGAGAAGAAUUAAAGAAUUCCAGCACCACAAAACCAAGAGUUCCCCAUUCUGAUGUAGUAGCUCCUCGUCCUCCACCUCAGAAUCUGGCUUAUGCUUUAGAUAAUUACAAUGCCCCCUCAGCUUUCGACAGUGCUGUAGUAAAUAUUCUGAUUGGUUUGCAACACCGCGACCUGACCCCUGAAGAUUACGAGCUACUACUCAGGCUGGACGAACAAGUGGCCCCUAAAACUGUGUCAUCCAACACAAUUAAAAACUUUAAAACAGAGACUAUUGAUGAGGCAUCGGCUGGUGCAUUGUGUGCUAUUUGCAUGGAGGUCUAUGAAAUAGGCCAAACCCGUAAAUUUCUUCCUUGUAAUCAUGAGUUUCACUCCAGCUGUAUAGAAAUGUGGCUAACUAACUCUUCCGUAAACUGUCCCAUUGAUAAUUUACCAGUAGAGCCAUCAUGAUAAAGCUCUUUAAGAUUCAUGAUAAAAUGUAUUAAUUAUAAUCAACGCUGCAUAAACGUAUAUUUAUAUACAUCAAGUUUUAUAACAUAUUCUAAUUUAAAGGAUAAAA
This is a messenger RNA of Saccostrea echinata, 1494 nucleotides long. RefSeq lists its product as uncharacterized. The coding region runs from base 132 to 1385 and encodes 417 amino acids. The record is from RefSeq and is a predicted model, not a curated record. NCBI's taxonomy places the organism in Eukaryota, Metazoa, Mollusca, Bivalvia, Ostreida, Ostreidae. Gene Ontology annotation, cellular component: nucleoplasm; cytoplasm. The transcript has a single exon.